GCACGUAUUCUAAUGGCGGCUCAGGCGGGCACAGGGGACGUGGGAUCCUUGCAGCAUGAGACGUACGAAGCCAUUCGGAUCUUGGGCCGUGGGGCAUGUAGCACGGCGUUUCUGUGUCGUCACCGUCAACACGGCAGUCUAGCCGUCGUCAAACAGGUGGAGCUGGAGGAUUUGCCGCCCGCAGAGCGGGAGAAGGCCUUGACCGAAGUGGAGCUCCUGGGCAUGGUCCAGCACCCCAACGUCAUUCGCUAUUUUGAUCAUCUUCUUCAGCCCCGAGGACUAUACAUUGCCAUGGAGUAUGCGCCUGGCGGUACGCUGGAUGACUUUAUCGCCCAACAAUCCAAGCCCCUGCCUGAGGCCGUUGUGGUGCGCUUCCUAGCGCAGCUGCUCCUGGCACUGCAAGCACUUCACGAGCGUGGCAUUGUUCAUCGAGACUGCAAGCCGAAUAAUAUCUUUCUGGACGAUCGUCAGCAGAUGCUCAAGUUGGCAGAUUUUGGCAUCAGUCGGUUGGUGCCAGCUGCCACCUUCAAGGCCUCAACACUGGGGACACCCAAUUACAUGGCCCCCGAGCUUCUCGAAGGCCGCAUGUAUACACAGAAGAGCGACGUCUGGGCCUUGGGCUGCAUCGUGGCCGAGAUGUGCAAUCGCAAGCGUGCCUUUGAAGCCCCAAAUGUGAGCGCACUGACGCUGCUCAUUACCAGUGAUAAGCCAGUUGUACUGGAUAAAAGUUACUCUGCGUGGUUGCAGGGCGUGGUGCGGGCCUGCCUGCACUCACAAUCCGAUCAAAGGCCAGCCAUCGCCCAUAUUCUAUCUCAACCCGAGCUCCAGAACGCCCUCGUGGACGUGCAACUCCUUUGAGCACGCCUAGGUGUUCCCGGCAUGCCCCUGUUCUUUGUAUUAGACGAUUCACAAAUAAUCAAACUUGAUAUGUC
Messenger RNA from Monosiga brevicollis MX1, 932 nucleotides. RefSeq lists its product as uncharacterized. The record is from RefSeq and is a predicted model, not a curated record. Gene Ontology annotation, biological process: protein phosphorylation. The coding region runs from base 13 to 858 and encodes 281 amino acids. Gene Ontology annotation, molecular function: ATP binding; protein kinase activity. The transcript has 6 exons. Lineage: Eukaryota; Choanoflagellata; Craspedida; Salpingoecidae.